AUGGUGCCCAGUACUGAUGACACGUCACGCGACCACUGGUCGUUGCGUCUACCGGCUAACGGAGAGCUGCACGCUGCAAGCCUUAUCGUCGCUUAUGUUGAAAACGCGCAAUUAGCGUGGCCUGUGGACAUAACGGUGUCGUUGUCCAGAGACGUGUCGCUGCCGGAGCUUCAAAACGCAAACUUUAUUACCGGUGACUAUGAGGUGUCUCUGGAAUUGGCCAGGAUCCUUCACAUGGACGGGUCAAUGCGCGCACUGCUUGGCUGGACACCGGUCAUCGAGUCACUGGUAAAAGCGUGCAUGGAUGAAACACGCAGUACGAUCAAGGAACUCGCUCGCACAGGCUCGUUGGCUGGCGCUGCGCUAGAGGCGUAUCUAGCAGCACUCGAUGAAAGGUUCGUGUUGCGCAGUUUUCUCGUAGACUACGAGCCAACGGUUGCUGAUCUCUACCUGUUCGCACGGCUUCGAAAUCGCCGAGGGCUCACCGCUGGGCAGCGCGCAAAGCUCGAGCAGCAAGCGGGGAACCCCAAAGGUCACCUGAUGGAUCUGGUAGAGGCGGAACUCUGUGUUCUGCCUGCCGACACUCUCGGGAAAGCGCGCACCAAGUUUGUUCACCUGGCCCGAUGGAUGAACUUCAUGGAGAAUCAGCCAUUUAUAGCAUCUGCGCUGGAACGAGCGGCAGAUGCACUCUCCCAGACGGUAGGCGGGUGGGAUCAGGUGAUGCGUUUGGUUGGAGCAGCUGCCUCUUUUGAUAUCCAGUUGCCGGACGCUCAGUUUGGCCGUGUGGUGACGCGCUUUCCGCCAGAGCCAUCUGGUUACCUGCACAUCGGCCAUGCCAAAGCGCUGCUCCUGAACGACUAUUUUGCACGGAUCUACGGUGGUGAGCUCAUCCUGCGAUUCGAUGAUACCAAUCCCUCGAAAGAGAAAAUGGAGUACGAGGAGAGCAUCCUGGCUGAUUGCGCAGCACUCGACGUUCGGCCUGAUCGCAUCGAAUGGACGAGUGACUACUUCGAUGUGCUCCUGGAGUGGUGCGAAAAGUUUAUUCGAGACGGCAACGCCUACGUAGACCGUACAGAGGUUGCUGUCAUGCGCGAACAGCGUCUGCAUUGCAUUGAGAGCGCCUAUCGCAAUCAGAGCGUUGAGGAAAACCUCCGUUUGUGGAAGGCUAUGAAAGAGGGUCUGCCAGAGGCAUCCGGUUGUUGUGUCCGGGCUAAGAUUGAUAUGCAAUCAAAGAACGCUUCACUCCGUGACCCGGUCAUCUAUCGUAUUGCCGGAGCGCCUGCCGACGCUCAAACCGGUGCUGGAACAGCAGUUUCACACCACCGGACCGGCACCCGGUACCGGGUAUAUCCGUCAUACGACUUUGCAUGUCCGAUUGUGGACUCUCUCGAGGGUGUCACACAUGCCUUGCGUACCAGCGAAUACCAGGAUCGUGAGGCCCAAUAUAUCUGGAUGUGCCAAGCGGCAGGUCUACGCUGCCCUCGAGUCUGGACCUAUUCACGUCUCAGCUUCGUGUAUACGGUAUUGAGCAAACGCAAGUUAACCUGGCUAGUCGAUCACGGCUAUGUGGACGGUUGGGAUGAUCCACGUAUGCCAACGGUGCGCGGCAUCCUGAGGCGUGGCAUGCACGUCAAUGCGCUCCGUGCAUUCAUCCUUUCGCAGGGCCCCAGCCGCAACAUCACCUUCCAGCAGUGGGACAAGAUAUGGACAACAAAUAAGCGGGUAAUCGAUCCGAUAGCCCCUCGGCAUACAGCGAUUGCACGUCACGAGCACUGGGCUGCGACGCUCACGGGACUGGAGUCGUUGCCGGACUGGCACCAGCGCGCUGAUUCGGAGCCACUCCUGCGGAGUGUUCCACGUCACAAGAAGAACCCCGAGCUGGGCACCAAGGUGCUGGUACUUGGAACUAGCAUCAUUCUGGAACCCGACGAUGCUGAAUCGCUCACCAUCGGUGAGAUCGUGACGCUCAUGGAUCUUGGCAACGCUCGCGUUGAGGAAGUGGAUCGCCCAGCUAGGCGGCUAUCGCUACGUUUCAUGCCCGAAGAUAGGGAUUUCAAGAAGACCAAGAAACUGACAUGGUUAACGAUGGAUCCGGAGCUCGUUCUCGCAGAGCUCGUUCGUUACGGGUACGUAUUGAACAAGGAAAAACUCGAAGAAGGCGACGAACUUGCCACGUACGCCGUUCCCAACGAGGUUUCCAAACGAAUCACUCCCGUCUGGGCCGAUAUCAAUACUCGUUUGCUCUCGGUGGGUUCGGUGAUUCAGUUUGAACGCCGCGGCUACUACCGCUGUGACCAAAUGUGGCUGCGUGAAGGCGAUGUGAUGCAGUUUAUCGAGAUUCCAGAUGGACGAACGGAGCAGCCACAAGUUCAGCAACGCAACGGCCUCGGCAAUUAG
This is a messenger RNA of Cyanidioschyzon merolae strain 10D, 2397 nucleotides long. RefSeq names its product glutamate--tRNA ligase, cytoplasmic. Gene Ontology annotation, biological process: glutamyl-tRNA aminoacylation; translation. The transcript has a single exon. Lineage: Eukaryota; Rhodophyta; Bangiophyceae; Cyanidiales; Cyanidiaceae. Bases 1 to 2397 code for a protein of 798 amino acids. Gene Ontology annotation, molecular function: glutamate-tRNA ligase activity; ATP binding. Gene Ontology annotation, cellular component: cytoplasm; cytosol; methionyl glutamyl tRNA synthetase complex. The record is from RefSeq and is a predicted model, not a curated record.